GCUCACAACCCCCAAAAGAACUAAAACUUCGGUUAACGAAUAUUUUAUCGAACGCCAUGGAAGUGCAGAGGGGAUUCCCUUUGCUAAAACAACAAUACAAAGCAUUAUUAUAUAAAAACUAUAUAGUCGCAUGGCGAAAUAAAACAGCUACAUUCCUUCAACUAUUCGCAUCUCUCUUCUUCAUUUUCCUUUUAUUCGUAAUUCAGAAAGCUAUCGAAGCUCGUUUUUCUUCUUCCUCAUCGUAUAAAAAUGUGCGGGACCCGGAAGCGCUGGUGUUUCCGCCAAUUCCGGCUUGUGAGGAGAAGAAUUUUAUUAGUUUUCCAUGUUAUGAUUUUGUUUGGAGUGGCUCUAAGAGUACGAAGAUUGGGCAGAUUGUCAGCCGGAUUAUGGCUAAUAAUCCGGGCAGGGAAAUUCCUUCCUCAAAGGUUUUGUCAUUUAGAACACAAGAUGAAGUGGAUGAAUGGCUUUUCAAGAACCCUAUGCGUGUUCCUGGGGCUCUGCACUUUGUUGAAAGGAAUGCUAGCAUAAUAAGUUAUGGGAUACAGACAAACUCCACUCCAAUUACCAAACGAGGAACCUAUGAAGAUCCAACUUUUAAGUUCCAAAUCCCACUUCAACUGGCAGCAGAACGAGAAAUUGCGAGAUCUCUGAUUGGAGAUCCAAAUUUCAGUUGGGUUGUCAGCUUCAAAGAAUUUGCACAUCCUGCUUUUGAAAUUUUCUCUGCUUUGGGUGCCGUUGGGCCUACCUUUUUCUUGGCUGUUGCUAUGUUUGGCUUUGUCUUCCAAAUCAACGUUUUGGUCAUUGAAAAGGAACUCAAACUUCGGCAGGCAAUGACUAUGAUGGGUCUGUAUGAUACUGCCUAUUGGUUGUCAUGGUUCACGUGGGAUGGAUGCAUCACACUUCUCGCUUCUCUUCUCACAGUUCUCUUUGGGAUGAUGUUUCAAUUUGAUUUUUUCUUGAACAACAACUUUGCGGUCGUGUUUCUUCUUUUUUUCCUCUUCCAAUUUAAUAUGAUUGGUUUUGCAUAUAUGCUAUCUGCUUUUAUUAGCAAGUCAUCUUCAACAACAACUGUAGGCUUCUUCACCUUUAUUGUUGGUUUCAUGACUCAGCUUGUAACAGCAUUUGGAUUUCCCUAUAGCAAGAAAUACCAAAAGAGCUAUAGGAUCAUUUGGUCAUUGUUCCCACCAGAUCUUCUUGCUCAAGGUCUUAAGUUACUUGCUGAUGCAACUGCCACUCCUGAAGAUCCUGGUGUCAGCUGGAGCGGGAGGACAGAAUGUACUUUUAAUGAUACAGAGUGUGUAGUAACUAUGAACGAUAUUUACAUAUGGCUCGUGUCAACAUUCUUUCUGUGGUUUGUUCUUGCUAUUUACUUGGAUAACAUACUUCCGAAUAUUUCUGGUGUGAGAAAGUCGGUGUUCUACUUCUUGACUCCUGGCUACUGGACAGGCAAAGGUGGAACUAAGGUGAAAGAGGGUAGUAUCUGUAGCUGCACAGGUUCAGUGCCAGCCAUGGAUAGUAUUACACCAGAUGAUGAAGAUGUUCUUGAAGAAGAAAACAUUGUUAAACGGCUAGCUAUGCAAGGUGAAGUUGAUCCCAAUGUUGCAGUUCAACUACAUGGCCUUGUAAAGAUAUUUCCCGGAACAACAAAGAUGGGCUGUUGUAAAUGCGAAAGGAAAUCUCCUUAUCAUGCACUCAAGGGCUUAUGGGUGAAACUUGCAAAGGAUCAGCUAUUUUGUCUUCUUGGCCCAAAUGGAGCUGGAAAAACUACUGCUAUUAAUUGUUUGACUGGGAUUACACCUGUUACUGCAGGGGAUGCACUAGUUUACGGUCAGUCCAUAAGAAGCUCCGCAGGCAUGUCAAAUAUUCGAGCGAUGAUCGGGGUUUGUCCCCAGUUUGAUAUUCUUUGGGAUGCAUUGUCUGGUCAAGAACACCUGCAUCUUUUUGCCAGCAUUAAAGGUCUACCUCCUGCUUUGAUAAAAGAGGUUGUAGAGAAGUCACUAGCCGAGGUAAAACUCACAGAUGCAGCCAGAAUGAGAGCUGGUAGUUACAGUGGAGGAAUGAAACGACGCCUCAGUGUCGCUAUUGCUCUAAUUGGUGAACCAAAAUUGGUCAUUUUGGAUGAACCGACUACUGGUAUGGAUCCAAUAACUAGAAGACAUGUCUGGGACAUAAUUGAGGAUGCUAAAAAAGGGCGUGCCAUUAUCCUGACCACUCAUUCAAUGGAAGAAGCUGACAUCUUAAGUGACCGCAUUGGCAUCAUGGCAAAGGGUAGACUUCGUUGCAUCGGAACUUCAAUAAGAUUGAAAUCGAAGUUUGGAACUGGUUUCAUUGCUAACGUAAGCUUUUCUGGUGGGACAAAUGGGUCUCCUGAAAGGGAAGAUAGUUUGAGUACAUCUCAACCUGAAGCAUUGAAACAGUUCUUUAAAAGUCGUCUGGACGUGAUGCCUAAAGAGGAAAAUAAAUCCUUCCUAACCUAUAUUAUUCCCCAUGACAAGGAGAAGUUGUUGACGGACUUUUUUGCUGAGCUACAAGCUAGAGAUAUGGAAUUUGGCAUAUCAGAUAUCCAGCUGGGGCUUACAACUCUUGAAGAAGUUUUUCUAAACAUUGCUAGACAAGCAGAAUUGGAAGAUGUGGCUGAAGGAAGCUCUGCAACUCUUACUUUGAAUACGGGGCUCUCACUUCAAAUACCUGUAGGAGCAAGAUUUGUGAAAAUCCCAGGAACAGAAUCUGCUGAGAAUCCUAUCGGUACUAUGGUAGAAGUGUAUUGGGAACAAGAUGAUUCUGGUACACUCUGCAUUUCGGGUCACUCACAAGACAUGCCAAUACCAGCUCAUAUUCAACUAAGAGAUCCUCCAACAGCCACUUCUGGUAGAAACAUUUUAGGACGACAGAAACAAAAUCAUGGAAUUGUGAUCGACCCUGCACAGAUCACGGGUGCAACUUCAUGAUAGAUAUAGAACUUAAUAGUCACAGUAAAAAAAGGCUUUAAACUAUUUUUGUGUAUAGGUGAAUUGCUGUAAAUGUGUUUGCUAUUUGGAGUAUUUGUGUGUCACCAGAACAUUUUGUUUCCAGGCAGAUUCUUUGUAUCUUAUAGCUUCGUUUUGGUUAACACUAAUUUAUCAAUAUAUUACAAAAUUAUACCAGCCA
This is a messenger RNA of Capsicum annuum, 3147 nucleotides long. RefSeq names its product ABC transporter A family member 2. The transcript is spliced from 16 exons. NCBI's taxonomy places the organism in Eukaryota, Viridiplantae, Streptophyta, Magnoliopsida, Solanales, Solanaceae. The record is from RefSeq and is a predicted model, not a curated record. The coding region runs from base 57 to 2948 and encodes 963 amino acids. Gene Ontology annotation, cellular component: intracellular membrane-bounded organelle; membrane. Gene Ontology annotation, molecular function: lipid carrier activity; ATP hydrolysis activity; ABC-type transporter activity. Gene Ontology annotation, biological process: transmembrane transport; lipid transport.